AUGGUGGCGGAGUACUCCGACUAUAGAUUCAAAGCACCGCGAGACGGAUUUCAAGCAUCUCCCUCUUCGUACAAGGAGGACUCGUCGAAGCCGCCAUCGACCCUCCGCCGACCGCAACAAUUAACAAAGCAAAAUCACAUCCCUAAGCCGAUCAUGUACACCUCUACCUUGUAUGAACAGAACAAAGGCGCCGAACCAGCUCGUAUCCUCAAUGCGCACCCAUCCGCUGCUCCAGAAUUUCCAUUCCUUUCGAGUCGUCUUUUGUACCUUCCCUUGGAGCUCCGAAACAUAAUUUAUGCCCAUCUCUAUACCGACUCCACCCCCGGCCGUCUUCUAUCGCACGAACUUCUUCGAGAUCCCGGUCGCGGCGCACGCGCGGCAGGAAUGGUCUCUCGUUACAGACACUACGGGAGUAGUGUCGCGCCCCAGGACGUGCUGACGAAGCUCUAUAUUUCGCGCCCGCUGGAAAACCUCGUGGAUCUCGUCGUGGCACCUUCGUACGCAGCGGGUCUGCGCGACUUCGUGUACAACCGCAGUGCGCGUCUUUCUUUGCCCAAGGGCGCCGUGUCGAGUCCACUACUGAAAGCUCCCCAUCUGCGCAGUGUGGAGUUCCGACUCAGCCGCGACUGGUCGCAGAGCGUGGGUACACCCGAGAUGCUGAUGCUGAAGAUGCGCGAGAUGCGCGGGUGGCGACAAACAUGGGUCUGGAGUGUGUGCCGAAGCGGGGUUUUAGGGAUUCCAGGGACUACUCACGCACGUUCAACGUGCGGGAUGAAGAGGAUGAAGAGUGUGGGCGAGAAGAAGCCGGUAGAUGUGUUGGAUUGGGAGUUGGAGAAUGAGGUGCUGUGGAAGAAGGAGAGUACGACAGCAGCGACAACGACAGCGACGACUCUGACGACGACUCUUGAAGAAUACGGCGCGACAUCGAACUCUACCUCUGGAAGAUGGACCGUACAGGUUUAGCUCAGCAAGGAGUCCCUCUAGCCGUAGAAUUCCAACGCAGAACCGAGUCUGCCAUUCUAAGCAUACUGUGGUACUGUGUUCAGUGCUCAAAAAAUCAACGUAGAAAAAGAUGCUGUAGUGCUAUGGUGCUGCGAGUGGCCCAUCCCAGCUCAUAGCACCACAUGUGCAUAGCGUUUUGCUCGCGUUGGUUUCUUGAAACGGCCCGUACGCUCAAGACGGAAAGAGGCUUGAAACCUUCCCCAGAGUUGUAUUGGAAAUCGAUAAGCCAUAG
Molecule: messenger RNA, 1234 nt
Organism: Paraphaeosphaeria sporulosa
Lineage: Eukaryota; Fungi; Ascomycota; Dothideomycetes; Pleosporales; Didymosphaeriaceae
Exons: 3
Coding region: 1-963 (320 amino acids)
Source: RefSeq, a predicted model, not a curated record